This is a messenger RNA of Paraglomus occultum, 1377 nucleotides long. NCBI's taxonomy places the organism in Eukaryota, Fungi, Glomeromycota, Glomeromycetes, Paraglomerales, Paraglomeraceae. The record is from the annotation of a GenBank genome assembly.
AUGUCAGUCUCUCGCUUGGGGGUUUCAGCAAUCAGCUUGAUCUUUACGGCUGUGUGUUUCUUACCACUGACUAUUGCCCAUGAGCACGAAGACCUUGAAGAUGGCGCGGCUAUAUCUGAUGAUCCAGUCGACGGUGUUUUGUUGGCGCAUAUAGCUGCCAUGUUUCUCGCAUUCGGAAUAAUAUUUCCCGUUGGAAUGAUUUUUGGGCUUAGUCGUUCUCGAUGGCAUGUUCCUUUCCAGAUAACGGGAUCAGGCUUAGUGGUGCUUGGAUUCCUGUUGGGACAUGCUCAUGGUGGACGCAAGUUUAGCGCAGGAAAUAUUCAUUCUGCAUUUUCAACGAUCGUUCUUCUUAUUCUCAGUGGUCAAGUUGCGCUGGGAGUGUAUUUGAAAUUACACUUGGAGAAAGGUUUUAAUGGUCUGGUUCGGCCAGUAUUUGUAGCAACGCACAAGUUAUUUGGCGUGUUUCUUCCCAUAAUUGGUUAUAUACAGAUGGUAUUCGGUGUAAUAACACUUAAUGGAUGGUGUAGGAGUGAUCACGAUCAUACUGGACAAUGUUUGGCCCACUUUAUAAUGGGUUCCUCAUUUAUCGGAUAUGGAAUCUUGUUGCUUGUCCUGCUUAAAAUUGGCGGAGGAUGGCUUCGCAGCAGGAACAAAUCGCAAGAAUAUUAUGACAGUUGGGUAAUCAUGUUAUGGGGCAUUGUUAACACGUGGACUGAACAUCGAUGGAAUCAGCCAUGGACUCACAAAGAUCUUCAGCAUACGGCUCUUGGAAUAAUGUGGUGGGCAGGCGGAUCAGCGGGAAUAUAUGCAUCAAGAGGCGGUAAACGUAAUAUAUUUCCAGCGUUAAUAAUAUUCUUCACUGGAUUUGCCAUGAGCAAGCAUCAACAAGAGCUUAUGAUAUCUACUAUUAUACACGCUGUAUUUGGAUAUGCCUUGAUGGGUGCUGGUGUCAUGAGAGUCAUUGAGAUAUGUUUUGUAUGGAAGGAUGAUGAUAAGAUAAGGCCAUUUCAGUAUCUAUCACCAUAUUUAUUAAUACUCUCGGGCUUUUUAUUCAUGGGCGCAAAUGAGGAACAGAUUGCAUUCCUACAAGAAGCUCACUUUGAUCCAUAUUCAUAUAUAUUGGUCCUCAUUUCUCUGGCAUUUUUAGUCCAUCUGUUUACCGUGUUCCUCUAUGAUUUAUAUCAGACAACUGGACGUAAUGCUAAAGACAAACGCUAUUUGGAACCAAGAUUGAAUGGACGUCAUCUGCCAUUAGUCACAGAUCGUGCUGUUCGGACUCGAGAAAGCAGCGGCGAGAACGAGAGGAUUUCGCGCAAUAGCGAGAAUUACGAGCUAAAUUCGCUAUUGAUUAAUCACAUGGCGGAUGACGACGAGUAG